Messenger RNA from Vicia faba (fava bean), 1167 nucleotides. NCBI's taxonomy places the organism in Eukaryota, Viridiplantae, Streptophyta, Magnoliopsida, Fabales, Fabaceae. The record is from the annotation of a GenBank genome assembly.
AUGUCCUUGUUAACCGUGGCGCAUCAAAGAGGCUCAGGUGAGUUCACCGGAUUCACGGUGAAACGCGACGGUGAAGAUCACGACGACGGUGGUAAUGAUGGUGGAAAAUUAAUGGUUUCCGGGUAUAAUGGUGAUAGAGAAAGAAAUGAAAUGGUUUCAGCUCUUGCACAUGUUGCAUCAUCAGGGUCAAAUAAAAUGAGUAAUGCUAAUAGUGAAUGGAUUCAAAGAACUAGCUUUGGAAAUACACCAUCUUCUUCAUCUUCAUUUUAUUCUUCGGGUUCGGGUUCGAGUUCGAGUUCGGGGUUAUUCGUGCCCUCUGGAUCAUGGAUUGGUCACAAAAGAGAGCGUGAUGAAGAAAGUAGUGAUUCUAAUCGGUUUAUAACACAAAAUGUUCCUAAACUUUUUAGAACUGUUAUGGUACCUUCUCAAGGUUCAAGAGAAUCAUCUUCAUUAGUAACUGAAGAAGCUCCAGCCACAACAACCAUAACCGUCGCCACAUCGACACCAACACCGGCACCACCGUCAUUCGAAGAAAGCGGCGAGAGAAGAAGAAGAUACCGAGGAGUUCGGCAAAGACCAUGGGGAAAAUGGGCAGCAGAGAUAAGAGAUCCACACAAAGCAGCAAGAGUCUGGCUAGGAACAUUCGACACAGCAGAAGCAGCAGCAAGAGCUUACGAUGAAGCCGCAUUGCGAUUCCGAGGAAGCAGAGCGAAACUCAACUUCCCCGAAAAUGUCAGAUCAAUUAUGCCGCCGCCGCCACAACCACAUCUUCAAUCUUUGCCAACCGCGGCAGUUGCCUCUCGAACACUGCCGCAGCCGGCGUUUCAAGGCUCAUCUGAUUUUAUCAGAGACUAUUUAGAAUACUCUCAAAUUCUUCAAAGCUCCGGUGAUUUUCAGCUACAGCAAAUGCAACAACAACAACAGCAAUUACAAGCUCCAAAUUUGGUUCAACAAUGGUAUUAUAAUUCACAAUUGGCACCACUUCAAUCUUCAUCACCUUCAUUUUCACCAUCUACUCAAAUUUCCAAUUCCUCUCCUUCAUUUCCUCUGUUUUCUACUCAACAAAUGGAACUUUUCCGGCCGCCGGAAAAUCCUCCGCCUGAUGGCAUGUUUCCGCCGACAACUUGGUCAGAUACUAGUGGUCAUCCACCACCACCUUAUGGUUGA